UUGAUAUUCAGUUUUAAAUCGUCGCUGGCUCUGGCAACAACACGCGGAAACGUUUCUGGCAUCGGGCUACAAAGAACUCGCAGUGAAUAGGCGGCUUAUGCAAAAUCAAAUCGAUUCGAAUCGGAUCGACGAUCGACAUCGAUUAGCGGCAGGUGCAAAUUCAAAGUAAUAAGAACGUGUUAACUGUUUGCAGCAACAAAAGCUAUAAUACCUGCAACAAUAACUAGCGCCAGGCAGCUGCAUAUUUAAGAACAGCCAACGACAACAGCAGCGCAUAAAAUAUGGACGCCGAAGCCGAUGGAGUGCCUCCGACGGCGCCAGCUGCAGCUGCAACCACGGCGAACAGCGAUCUCGAUUUAGCCGCCCGCCGUCGCCUCUUCAUCUCACAGCCCUCGACGCUGGCGACACGCCGCCAGCAGGCCGUCUGCGUGAGGCGCGCCCAUAAGAUGUAUGGCGGUGGCAAGAAUCCAAAUAUUGUGCUGGAUGGCCUGAAUAUGACAGUGCCCAAGGGCUCCAUCUAUGGUCUCCUGGGCGCCUCUGGCUGCGGCAAGACGACGCUGCUCAGCUGCAUCGUUGGACGACGGCGUCUCAAUUCGGGCGAAAUUUGGGUGCUGGGCGGACGGCCGGGCUCGCCUGGAUCCGGUGUGCCCGGUCCGCGAAUUGGCUACAUGCCACAGGACCUGGCUCUUUAUGGGGAGUUCACAAUGCGCGAGACUUUAAUCUACUUUGGACUUAUUUCGGCCAUGCCCCGCAGCGACAUCGAGGAUCGCACCGAAUUUCUGCUCAAGUUGCUCAAUUUGCCAAAUGCCUCGAAAUUUGUCAAGAACUUGAGCGGUGGACAGCAGCGUCGCGUGAGUCUGGCCGUCGCUCUGCUCCAUGAACCGGAACUGCUCAUAUUGGAUGAGCCGACAGUGGGCGUGGAUCCGGUGCUGCGACAGAGCAUUUGGGAUCAUUUGGUGGACAUCACGAAAAAUGGCCACACCACUGUGAUAAUCACGACGCAUUACAUCGACGAGUGUGCCCAGGCUCACGUGAUUGGUUUGCUGCGCGGCGGCAAAAUGCUUGCCGAGGAGUCGCCCGACUACCUGCGCCAACAGUACAACGCCGACUCGCUGGAGGAUGUGUUCCUCAAGCUCUCCGUCAUGCAGAACAUGGGCAAGCGCCGGCGCUCAUCCAUCGCACAGGAGAUUGUGGAGCAGGUGACGGUGCCGGCCAUUUCGAAUCCGGCGCUGGACAUGUCCGAUGAGCAGCAUGCCGCGGAGAUCUCAGGCGAGUUCGGCGAUAAUAUAUCCAUGACAUCGGCCGCCCGUGAUCCCAUCAGCAGCACAGCGCCCGCUGCACCGCCGCUGCCGCCAGUGGAGGAGAUGAAAACGUCGUUCUGGUACAAUUUGCAUGUGAUGCAGUCGCAUCAUCUGCACGCGCUCAUCUGGAAAAACUUUUUAUGGAUGAUGCGCAACGUAGGAAUAAUGCUGUUCAUCGUGGGUCUGCCGGUGGUGCAGAUAUUGCUGUUCUGCUAUGCGAUUGGCCAUGAUCCCACCGGCCUCAGAGUGGCCGUGGCGAAUCACGAGAUGACCGAGGAAAUGAUUAUGCAACAAUUCUGUCCAGUGCACACCGGAUGCAAUCGGACCAUGCUCAGCUGCCGUUAUCUCGAUAUGCUGGUCAAGAACAAGAGCAUGGUUGUGAAAUACGUCAGCGACGAUGAGGCCGCCUACGAAGAGGUGCGUCGCGGCCACGCCUGGGCCGCCCUCGUCAUGCAGCCCAACUACACGGAUUCUCUGGUCCAACGUGUCGAGGAUGGACGCUAUGCUGACGAGGCCACGGUGGAUGCCUCCGACUUGGGCGUGCGCAUGGAUUGGUCCAAUCAGCAAAUAUCAACACUCCUCUAUCGCGACCUGCAGUACACGUUCUUCAACUUUUUGGAGGACAUGCUGAGUGAGUGCGAUGUGAAUCCGAAGCUGGGAACUGUGCCCGUGCACUGGGCGCAGCCCAUCUACGGCGAUCGGAAUCCAAACUUCACGGACUUUGCGGCCCCGGGCGUCAUACUGACCAUCAUAUUCUUUCUGUCGGUGGCCAUCACAUCGGGCGCGAUGCUAAUUGAGCGCAACGAGGGCAUGCUGGAGCGCUGCCUGGUGGCUGGCAUAACGGGACCAGAGAUUUUGCUGUCGCAGGUUGUCACGCAGUUCACGGUGAUGCUCAGUCAGACUGUGUUCGUGCUGAUUGUCAGCUUCUACUUCUUUGAGCUGACGCUGGUGGGCGACAUCUGGCUGGUGGUGGCGCUGUGCAUACUCAACGGCCUCUGCGGCAUGAGCUUUGGCUUUGUCAUCGCCUGCGCCGUGGACACGGAGCGCACGGCCACAUACGUGGCGAUGGGCUCGUUCCUGCCCAUUGUGAUGCUGUGCGGCAUUAUUUGGCCCAUCGAGGGCAUGUAUCCGCUGCUUCAGUUUGUGACCGCCUUCCUGCCGCUGACAAAGCCCACGGAGUCGAUGCGCUCGAUACUGCAACGCGGCUGGGGCAUGGACAAUCCCGCUGUCUACAAUGGCUUCAUUUCCAUCUCGUCCUGGGUGCUCGUCUUCCUGGUGCUCACCAUUCUGCUGCUCAAGUUCAAGAAGGGCUAGAGCCACCGCGGCGGCGCCCCGUGCGAUUGCCCAUGAUUUUACUAGGUCGUAAGGGUAGCUCUUAGUCGUCCAUUAGUCUAGCGAGUGUAUGUCUCUUGUACAAUGUGUUAGUCACGCUAAUUAUUCGACAUAAACAUAGACUUAAAUUAAGGUUCCGGAUGUCACAUAUUCAUGGAAAGUUGUGCCUUUUACUCUUAAGGUUCCAUACCAGCUUCACUCAUCCUCUUACGCCCAAUCAAUCAACUACUUAUGCCCAUGCUCAUACAUACUACACACACUGGUCUAUAU
Drosophila navojoa is the source of this 2903-nucleotide messenger RNA. RefSeq names its product ABC transporter oskyddad (gene osy). Gene Ontology annotation, cellular component: membrane. The record is from RefSeq and is a predicted model, not a curated record. Gene Ontology annotation, molecular function: ATP hydrolysis activity; ABC-type transporter activity; ATP binding. Lineage: Eukaryota; Metazoa; Arthropoda; Insecta; Diptera; Drosophilidae.